Molecule: messenger RNA, 1432 nt
Organism: Xylaria bambusicola
Lineage: Eukaryota; Fungi; Ascomycota; Sordariomycetes; Xylariales; Xylariaceae
Exons: 1
Coding region: 408-1184 (258 amino acids)
Source: RefSeq, a predicted model, not a curated record
UCGUUGCCAUCGAUGGGCCCCGUGUUCGAUUCACGGCUGAUGCAUUCUUUUUCCCCUUUUUUUUCCACUAUCAUUUCACAUAACCCUUUAUUCCCCCUUUUCCUCUUUUCCGUUCUCCUCUCAGGGCUUUCUUUCCUUAUCGGUUUCGCCUUCAUUAUUUUUUUAUUUUUAUUUUUUUCAUUUUCUAUAUAUGUUAUAAUGUAAUCAUUCUAUACAACGAGGCUGGAGUGUCGUUUUAAGUUCCAGGGGAAGGUUUAGGUUAACGACCGCAGUUAGAAAGGAAGUAUUAAUAGUACUUGAAAUGAACACAUAUCAAGUUGACCUGACCCUUUCUGAUCACUAAUAUUCUACUCGUAUUACUUGAUCCGUGUCUGCAUACGGCAAGGAGGUCUUCCGGAAAGAGCGCGAUGACGCCUUUUGAAAUCCAUAUUCAGUGCCUCCCAGCGGUGCUCAUCCACCAUGCAGAGGCUCUUGUCUACGCAAUCGAGAACCUCGUCUUCUCCCAAUCCCCAUGGUCACCUUCAUCCAUCAAACAAGUCCACCAUACUCUGUACUCCGGCCGAGGUCAGCUUCCGACAUCACCCAACAUCAAGAUUCCGUACAGCGUUGUCCCAGGCGAAUAUCGCACGCACGCGAUCAUUCACAACAUCCUAGAUGUGGCAAGCGGCAAGCAAAAGACGGUGCGACUCCUCAGCCCGGCAGCCAUUGCCCCGUAUAUGGAACGAUGGAUAAUCGGAGUGAACAGGGACAUGGUGCGACUCCAACCAUACACAGGCGCCCGGGUCGCGGGCGACCCGAUGCUCAUCCCUUUCGACCCCUACGAGUGCGCUGCAACGCACUUCUUCCACUUCGUCAGCAUCAACCCCUUCGGCGACGUGAAGAAAGUCGGGCGCAUCUCGCGCAUUAUCCUGAACUGCCUGGUGCUCUUGUUCGCGGGGCAUCUCAUGCCCAUUGGGGACAGAAAGGGUGACGAGGAGCACUUCCUGCAGCUAGUGGACAAGGCUUCGUGGUGUUUCUAUAAAUCUGGGAAGUUUGACCGGGGAAGGGCUGAGGAGAAUGAGGAGAACGAGGAGAAGAGAAUGGUGUGUCGAGAAUUGGCUCUGUUUAUGCUCGCCAAGGCACCGCGCUUGCGGGAUCCGGAGAGGUUCAAACAAGGUAUAGGUUCGAGGGGGUCUAUACAUUGAUUGAUAAGGAGUAAUUAGGUGGAAGAGAAGGCGCGGGGAGGACUAUCCCUCGCACGUUCCCGCGCCUGUCUCUUGAUUUUGUUUUAGACGAUACCUAUAUUCUUAGCAGCGAAGAAGCACUACCUAAGUAGUGCAGAGGAUACCCCGAAGGAGUGGAGGUAGUUGAAUAGUCAGGUCUAUUAGAAGGCAAGAGGCCCCCUUCAAUAUUGGGAAGGGCAGGAGUUAAUAAUAUUGAGUCUUUCUCUUUA